Messenger RNA from Procambarus clarkii (red swamp crayfish), 3076 nucleotides. The record is from RefSeq and is a predicted model, not a curated record. Lineage: Eukaryota; Metazoa; Arthropoda; Malacostraca; Decapoda; Cambaridae.
GUCACAGUCAAGUGGAUCACAGUAAACAUGUAUACUCUCCUCAAAUGAUUCACUCUAUAAAAGUGACAACAACAAACCACACCAGAUGGUUCUGUAUCUUUUUUAUCGUGUAAAGGCUACAAGAAGGAGCUCUUAGACUUUCAUAGACAGACAAAUGCUGAAGUCUGUAUAGACACCUUGUGCUGAACGGUACCCUCCACCGCCUGGUCGAGAGCCUCGAACGUGGAGGACUGACUGGACGUUGUUCCUUCACGCCAAAAUAAUAAUAAAAAGAACUAUAAUAAUGCUAGAAUAAAGGAAGAGGAAGGGAAACUAAGAUAACAAAUAAGGGGAGAAAAAAGGAAAGACAAUACAAAUGUAUGAGAACGUAUAUAGGUUCGUUUACAUUUUUUGUCGUGUGUUUGCGUGUGUUUGCGUGUGCUUGCGUGAGCCGUUCUUUCCGGGGGCCACUUAACACACCCGCCCCGGCGCAGUCUGUUGGCUAACUUAAUUCCGGGGAGGGAGUGCCAAAAAUGACAUUAUAAUCCCUGUUUGCAUAAUGAUGAAGGGGGCACUUUAAGAUGGGAUCCCUGGCUGUUAGUGUAGUAACGAGGGCUGUUAGUGUAGUAACGAGGGCUGUUAGUGUAGUAACGAGGGCUGUUAGUGUAGUAACGAGGGCUGUUAGUGUAGUAACGAGGGCUGCUGGUGUAGUAACGAGGGCUGUUGGUGUAGAAACGAGGGCUGUUAGUGUAGUAACGAGGGCUGUUAGUGUAGUAACGAGGGCUGCUGGUGUAGUAACGAGGGCUGUUGGUGUAGUAACGAGGGCUGUUAGUGUAGUAACGAGGGCUGUUAGUGUAGUAACGAGGGCUGUUAGUGUAGUAACGAGGGCUGUUAGUGUAGUAACGAGGGCUGUUAGUGUAGUAACGAGGGCUGUUAGUGUAGUAACGAGGGCUGUUGGAGUAGUAACGAGGGCUGUUAGUGUAGUAACGAGGGCUGUUAGUGUAGUAACGAGGGCUGUUAGUGUAGUAACGAGGGCUGUUGGAGUAGUAACGAGGGCUGUUGGAGUAGUAACGAGGGCUGUUAGUGUAGUAACGAGGGCUGUUAGUGUAGUAACGAGGGCUGUUAGUGUAGUAACGAGGGCUGUUAGUGUAGUAACGAGGGCUGUUAGUGUAGUAACGAGGGCUGUUGGAGUAGUAACGAGGGCUGUUAGUGUAGUAACGAGGGCUGUUAGUGUAGUAACGAGGGCUGUUGGAGUAGUAACGAGGGCUGUUAGUGUAGUAACGAGGGCUGUUAGUGUAGUAACGAGGGCUGUUAGUGUAGUAACGAGGGCUGUUAGUGUUGUAACGAGGGCUGUUGGUGUAACAAGGGUUGUUAGUGUUGUAACGAGGGCUGUUGGUGUAACAAGGGUUGUUAGUGUAGUAACGAGGGCUGUUAGUGUAGUAACGGGGGCUGUUAGUGUAGUAACGAGGGAUGUUAGUGUAGUAACGAGGGCUGUUAGUGUAGUAACGAGGGCUGUUGGAGUAGUAACGAGGGCUGUUGGUGUAACGUUGGCUGUUGGUGUAGUAACGAGGGCUGUUAGUGUAGUAACGAGCGCUGUUAGUGUUGUAACGAGGGCUGUUGGUGUAGUAACGAGGGCUGUUAGUGUAGUAACGAGGGCUGUUAGUGUAGUAACGAGGGCUGUUGGUGUAGUAACGAGGGCUGUUGGUGUAGUAACGAGGGCUGUUAGUGUAGUAACGAGGGCUGUUAGUGUAGUAACGAGGGCUGUUAGUGUAGUAACGAGGGCUGUUGGUGUAGUAACGAGGGCUGUUGGUGUAGUAACGAGGGCUGUUAGUGUAGUAACGAGGGCUGUUAGUGUAGUAACGAGGGCUGUUGGUGUAGUAACGAGCGCUGUUGGUGUAGUAACGAGGGCUGUUAGUGUAGUAACGAGGGCUGUUGGUGUAGUAACGAGGGCUGUUAGUGUAGUAACGAGGGCUGUUAGUGUAGUAACGAGGGCUGUUGGUGUAGUAACGAGCGCUGUUGGUGUAGUAACGAGGGCUGUUAGUGUAGUAACGAGGGCUGUUAGUGUAGUAACGAGGGCUGUUAGUGUAGUAACGAGGGCUGUUGGUGUAGUAACGAGGGCUGUUAGUGUAGUAACGAGGGCUGUUAGUGUAGUAACGAGGGCUGUUGGUGUAGUAAGGAGCGCUGUUGGUGUAGUAACGAGGGCUGUUAAUGUAGUAACGAGGGCUGUUAGUGUAGUAACGAGGGCUGUUAGUGUAGUAACGAGGGCUGUUAGUGUAGUAACGAGGGCUGUUAGUGUAGUAACGAGGGCUGUUGGUGUAGUAACGAGGGCUGUUAGUGUAGUAACGAGGGCUGUUAGUGUAGUAACGAGGGCUGUUAGUGUAGUAACGAGGGCUGUUAGUGUAGUAACGAGGGCUGUUGGUGUAGUAACGAGGGCUGUUAGUGUAGUAACGAGCGCUGUUAGUGUAGUAACGAGGGCUGUUAGUGUAGUAACGAGGGGUGUUAGUGUAGUAACGAGGGCUGUUAGUGUAGUAACAACAUACAAAGGCUAAUGGUGAGGUUUCACGGUACAGAAUAAUUAUGUGAGCACUAACGAUGCUAAAAAUGGUAAUUGGAUGAGAUGAAAGGUUUAGCAAGACACUAAAGCUGUUAAUAAGUGAGCAGCGGCUGUUGUGAAACUCGUUUAGUCCGAACGAGGCUGUUCGGCUUAUGGAGAGGACGCCAGUAAGACGCCAGUGUCGCCAGUAGACGGGGAAACCACACCUUUUUUUGGAGUCCGUUACGGGCUCACCAUAGCCCGUGCUACUUGGAACUUUUUGUUCCAGGUAGCGAAUCUUAAACAGCAACAACAACAUGCCUUUGACAGCGACCAUGUGAGCUGACGGUAACUGCUUCGUUACCUGGAUACAGAAUGAGUGUGAACUGCUGUGACGUGUUCGGAAUGAGUGUGAGCUAUGGUGACGUGUUCGGAAUGAGUGUGAACUACGGUGACGUGUUCGGAAUGAGUGUGAACUACGGUGACGUGUUCGGAAUGAGUGUGUACUACGGUUACAUAUUCGGAAUAACUGUGAACUACGGUGACGUGUCCGAAAUGCGUAGA